AUGCAUGAAAAAGCAGCUCCCCUGAAGAGCCCCGAGCCCAUGCACGGCCGCGAGAAACUGGAGGCAUCCCACAAGGAGAAGAGUUUGGAUUCCCUCGAUGGCAGCAUCCCCGCUGCUCCGAGCCUCCCGGUGCAGCCCGCCAGCUGGCAGUGGGCACCGGGAUCCCUCUUCAUUCUCACCCUCAAAUACCGGGGGUCACCGGAUAACUUUGCUCUGCUUCGUUUUCAGGCUGCUAGCAAGUACAACUCUCAGUACCACAAGCUGUUCAAGGACAUCCCAACAGAGGAGAGCGUGCUGAAAGUUUGCUCCUGCGCCCUCCAGAGAGACAUCCUCAUCCAGGGAAGGCUUUACAUCUCCCCCAACUGGCUCUGCUUCUACGCAAACCUCUUUGGGAAGGACAUCAAGGUUGUGAUCCCGGUGGUCUCCGUACAGCUGAUAAAAAAGCACAAGACGGCUCGGCUGCUGCCCAACGGCUUGGCCAUCACCACCAAUGCCAGCAGAAAGUACAUCUUUGUGUCCCUCAUUUCCCGCGACAGCGUCUACGAUGUCCUGAGGAGAGUCUGCACGCACCUGCAGGUUUCAAGUAAGAAGAGCUUGAGUCUGAAGGAGCUGACGGAGGAGCCCGAUGCCGUGUCGCUGGAGGUGAUCGUCCCCGAGGGCAAGUGGAGGAAGAUGUCACCCGCAUCGCUGUCACUGUCUCUGCCGGACACCGACUACCAGUGCAUCCACCGGACUUCUGUCAGCAGCCUGAGUGCCAAGGAGAGCUCCUUCACCUCUGAGGAACCUCUGGUUUCGGAAAGUGCAAUCAACACCGAGGAGGAGCUGGAGGUGGAGCAGAGCUGUGUGGCGGAGCUGAGACCCUCGGACUACCAGCUCCUAAAGAUCUUCAUCGUGCUCAUCUGUCUCCUGGUCGUGUCCUCCUCGUACCUGGCAUUUCGCAUCUUCCGUCUGGAGCAGCAGCUCUGCUCGCUGAACCGGGACUACCUCUCCCGCGGGCACAGGAGGUGA
Messenger RNA from Opisthocomus hoazin, 1008 nucleotides. NCBI's taxonomy places the organism in Eukaryota, Metazoa, Chordata, Aves, Opisthocomiformes, Opisthocomidae. The record is from RefSeq and is a predicted model, not a curated record.